AUGCACCCUAUAAGUGCGACUGAGUCUCAAGAAGCAGGUCCCAAAAACUCCAACAAGCGAGAUGAGGGGAGCACCGACGAUGCUGUUGGCCCUGCUGGCAAUGUUGACGAUUCUAAUGUCAAAUGGACUGUAUUACAAAGGGGUCAGUGUCGCAACCUCUGCCUGGCAAUGGUUCAGUGCUUAGCCGCCUCAUGGAUUAGAAUGGCCAGUGGCAUGACCUCGAGUUGUCUCAUUUCUGAAACCUACUUUAGCCAUCUGGAACUGAUAGAAGUAGACCCUGGCGUCUUUUCUGCCUUGACCUUCCACUGGUUCAAAUCUGAUUACAAAAAGGGGCAGUACCAAUACUACAAGGUUCAUGAAGUACUCUACAACUUCUAUCAGUCCCAGAAUGCCUGCAGAUCUGAAGGAGCACAGCUGGCUACUUCCGUCAACGACCUGAAGAAGGCGGACAUGACAGUCCGCCUCUACCAGGGAGGUGGAGCACAAUAUUGGAUUGGGCUUUAUCAGGAGGGAUUUGCAACACCGGCAAUGUGGCUCAGCCCCAGUGGUAGGUAA
Messenger RNA from Macrobrachium nipponense, 555 nucleotides. RefSeq lists its product as uncharacterized. NCBI's taxonomy places the organism in Eukaryota, Metazoa, Arthropoda, Malacostraca, Decapoda, Palaemonidae. The record is from RefSeq and is a predicted model, not a curated record. Bases 1 to 555 code for a protein of 184 amino acids. The transcript is spliced from 5 exons.